AUGGACUCGCUCCUCGACCUGCCCCUGAUCACGCUCAGCAACGGCCAGACUCGAAGAGCGAGGAUCCUGCGGGCGCUGCUCGCCAAGCCCGAGCUCGUCAUUCUCGAAGAGCCUUUCACCGGUCUCGACGUCGCCUCUCGAGCGCACCUCGCGACCCUCCUCGCGUCACUGCACGCCGCCCGCUCGCCCCGGGUCCUCCUCGUCCUGCGCCCGCAAGACGUCCUUCCGCCUUUCGUCACCCACGCCCGGGCGCUGUUUGCCGCCGGAGAGCGGCUGCGCGCUGCGAGCGCACGGCGCGCCGAGGAGCGCAAGGCGGCGGGAGAGCGUGCGGCGCGGCAGCAGCAGGUGGGGCAGGCGAGGAGGAAGCUCGUUGAGUUGAGGGCGGUCAACGUGAGCUACGGGCGGCCGGACGAGGGGCAGGUCGAGAGGAGGAUCCUGCGGGACGUCGACUGGACGGUCAGGGAGGGCGAGCGAUGGCUGCUGGCGGGGCAUAACGGUUCGGGCAAGAGCACCCUGCUCGCCCUCGUUCUCGGCGACCAUCCUCGGGCGUUCAACGAGGACGUGACGCUCUUCGACAAGCCUCGGUACCGUCAGGCGACCGCGACGUUGCAACAGAACAUCGGCCACGUCUCGCCCGAGAUCUUCAACGCUUUCCCUCGCAAGCAUGGCCCCGACGCGCUCUCGGCCUACGAGGCGAUCGUCACGGGCUUCGAGUCGGUCUACUCGUACCGCCGAGCAACGCCCGAGCAAGCCGCCGUCCUCGACGAGCCGUUCUCGGGCAUGGACAAGCUCACGGUCGACAAGGCGACGCGCUUCCUUGACGACAAGCUCGACCAGACGCAGGCCGUCAUCCUGAUCACUCACUUCGAGGAGGAGGUGCCGAGGAGCGUCAACCGGGUUCUGCGGCUAGAAGAGGGGGCCGUCGUAGAGCGCAUCUAGAACUCCUCU
Molecule: messenger RNA, 948 nt
Organism: Rhodotorula graminis WP1
Lineage: Eukaryota; Fungi; Basidiomycota; Microbotryomycetes; Sporidiobolales; Sporidiobolaceae
Exons: 7
Coding region: 1-939 (312 amino acids)
Molecular function (GO): ATP binding; ATP hydrolysis activity
Source: RefSeq, a predicted model, not a curated record